Molecule: messenger RNA, 1353 nt
Organism: Xiphophorus maculatus (southern platyfish)
Lineage: Eukaryota; Metazoa; Chordata; Actinopteri; Cyprinodontiformes; Poeciliidae
Gene: aldob
Product: fructose-bisphosphate aldolase B
Exons: 9
Coding region: 110-1204 (364 amino acids)
Biological process (GO): glycolytic process; fructose 1,6-bisphosphate metabolic process
Cellular component (GO): cytosol
Molecular function (GO): fructose-bisphosphate aldolase activity; fructose-1-phosphate aldolase activity
Source: RefSeq, a predicted model, not a curated record
CUCUUCACCCACUUUCUGCCUUCUUCAUCACCAUCGCGAUCAGCCCUGGGAGGAAACAGGAGGCCCUCUGUCACUUCAGCUGUCGUCGCAGUUUGAUAAAACACUCAAGAUGACUCAUCAGUUCCCAGCCCUCUCUCCGGAGCAGAAGAAGGAGCUCUCUGACAUUGCUCAGAGGAUCGUCGCUCCAGGAAAGGGAAUCCUGGCUGCGGACGAAUCAACAGGCACCAUGGCGAAGAGGCUGCAGAAAAUCAAUGUGGAGAACACAGAGGAGAACCGCCGCUGCUUCCGGGAGAUCCUUUUCUCAUCCGACCCCUCCAUUGCCAACAGCAUCGGUGGGGUCAUCUUCUUCCACGAGACGCUCUACCAGAAGUCAGACAGCGGCAAACUCUUCCCCCAGGUUAUCAAGGAGAAGGGGAUUGUUGUUGGGAUCAAGGUAGACAAAGGCACAGCUGGUCUGAAUGGAACAGAUGGAGAGACCACCACCCAAGGUCUUGAUGGCCUCUCGGAGCGGUGCGCCCAGUACAAGAAGGACGGCUGUGACUUCGCCAAGUGGAGGUGUGUGCUCAAGAUCUCAGAUGGCUGCCCAUCAGCUCUCGCCAUUGCAGAGAACGCCAAUGUUCUUGCCAGAUAUGCCAGCAUAUGCCAACAGAAUGGCCUGGUGCCCAUCGUGGAGCCAGAGAUCCUGCCUGAUGGUAACCAUGACCUGCAACGCUCCCAGUAUGUCACAGAGAAGGUCCUGGCUGCUGUGUACAAGGCUCUGAAUGACCACCAUGUGUAUUUGGAAGGAACUCUGCUGAAACCCAACAUGGUCACCGCUGGACACUCCUGCACUAAGAAAUACACCCCCCAGGAUGUCGCCUUGGCAACAGUAACCACCCUGAGGCGCACUGUACCCGCUGCUGUGCCAGGCAUCUGCUUCCUUUCUGGAGGCCAGAGUGAGGAGGAGGCGUCCCUCAACCUGAACGCAAUCAACCAAGUUCCCCUCCACCGUCCCUGGAAGCUGACCUUCUCUUACGGCCGAGCACUCCAGGCCUCCGCUCUUGCAGCCUGGGUGGGCAAAGAUGCCAACAAGAAAGCUGCGCAGGACGCUUUCUUCACCAGGGCCAAGAUCAAUGGCCUGGCCUCCAAAGGAGAGUACAAGCCUGCCACCCCAGCCAGCCAGGCUGCUAUGCAGUCCCUUUACACUGCCAGCUACGUCUAUUAAAUACUAUGAACACUAAAAAAAAUACAUGUGGACCAAAUGUUGAUGUCCCCCUGCAUCACCAAUAACAUGAGAAGAUUUCCAGCGUAAUGUCGAGCUAUUGUUGAUAAAAGCUGAUAACAUCAAAGGGAAAUAAACUGAAAAUUCCAAAA